CCCUCGUCCUCGCAGGAAGGCGCACCCCGCCUGCCCCUCGCAGCCACCCACACUCCGCCUCCGGGCGGACCCCGGCUUUUCAGCCGCACGCGUGCCCGAAGACCCCCGCCCCGUCUGUGCACCGGCUUCGAACCUGACACUAGCGCCGCCUGGAGCCUUGCGGACCGGGACCGAACACGCCUCCCCCGACCCGGAGCGUCCCGCGGCCACCGGGGGCGGGGCAGCGGGCAAGGGGCGGGCCCGGGCCAGAGGUGGCGGAGCCCAGGCUCUCUGGAACUGCAGCCGAGGCGCAAACGCAACUCCGAGUGGAGCCGGGAAAGAGCCCCAAGAACAGGAGAAAGAGAGAAGGGCUCUGUCCCCUUCCUGCCGGUCUCCGGGAGCAGCGUCUAUUGUCGCCACCCCAGAAUAAAGAACCCUGCGCCGCACUCGCUGGGCGCCGGGAUGCCGCAGGUUUCGAAUGGAGCUCAGAUAAUGCACCCCAAAGACGCUAGCAAGGGCACAGACACAUUAAGGGAGAGCUGAGUGUCAGCAGAAAGGGGAGACAUCAGCCUUGCAGACAUCACUCAGAGGAUUCCAGCAGGUUCACCCACAGCACUUCCUGGCCAGAUGGCGAUCACCAUGAGGGUCAUGGAUGAGAAUGCCACCAACACCUCCACCAACUUCCUUUCUAUGCUUGAUCUCCACGAAGACCAAGCUGCCUCCCUCCCUUUCAACUUCAGCUAUGGAGACUAUGAUAUGCCCUUGGAUGAUGAGGAGGAUGUCACCAAUUCCCAGACUUUCUUUGCUGCCAAGAUUGUCAUUGGCAUGGCCCUGGUGGGCAUCAUGCUGGUCUGUGGCAUCGGCAACUUCAUUUUUAUUGCUGCCCUGGUCCGCUACAAGAAGCUGCGCAACCUCACCAACCUGCUUAUUGCCAACCUGGCUGUCUCUGACUUCCUAGUGGCCAUUGUCUGCUGCCCCUUUGAGAUGGACUACUACGUGGUGCGCCAACUCUCCUGGGAGCACGGUCAUGUCCUGUGUGCCUCCGUCAACUACCUGCGCACCGUGUCUCUCUAUGUCUCCACAAAUGCCCUGCUGGCCAUCGCCAUUGACAGGUAUCUGGCCAUUGUCCACCCGCUGAGACCAAGGAUGAAGUUCCAAACAGCUACUGGCCUGAUCGCCUUGGUGUGGACGGUGUCCAUCCUCAUCGCCAUCCCUUCCGCCUAUUUCACAACCGAAACGGUCCUCAUUAUUGUCAAGAGCCAGGAGAAGAUCUUCUGUGGCCAGAUCUGGCCAGUGGACCAGCAGGUCUACUACAAGUCCUACUUCCUUUUCAUCUUCGGCAUCGAGUUUGUGGGCCCUGUGGUCACCAUGACCCUCUGCUAUGCCAGGAUCUCCCGGGAGCUCUGGUUCAAGGCGGUUCCUGGGUUCCAGACCGAGCAGAUCCGGAAGCGGCUGCGUUGUCGCCGGAAGACGGUCCUGGUGCUCAUGUGCAUCCUGACUGCCUACGUGCUGUGCUGGGUGCCCUUCUAUGGCUUCACCAUCGUGCGUGACUUCUUCCCCACCGUGUUCGUGAAGGAGAAGCACUACUUGACCGCCUUCUAUGUCGUCGAGUGUAUCGCCAUGAGCAACAGCAUGAUCAAUACCCUGUGCUUUGUGACCGUCAAGAACAACACUAUCAAGUACUUCAAGAAGAUGGUGGUGCUCCAAUGGAAGACUUCUUUCAACGGGAGCAAGUCCAGCGCAGACCUUGAUCUCAAAACGGUGGGAAUGCCUGCCACUGAAGAGGUGGACUGCAUCAGAUUAAAGUAACUCCAUGGGCCUUGUAAAGUUUAAAUGCAAGAUGGGACCUUGGGGACACCGACCAAUAUGCUUGUAGACAAGCAUCAACCAAGAAUUUUUGGGUUGCUACAGAGGGCAGAGUAAGUGGGCAACUGUGUAAAUACUGCAUUCAAGAAACUCAAAAUUUCUAAAACUGAACUAUCUACGUACUGUCACCAUGGCUGCCAUUCAUGAUCUCAUUUGUGCAAAGAAUAGGCAGGGAUGAAAGCUAGAUAUGCUGAGAACAUUUAGUUGGCAAAAUGAAAUAGAGACUAAACCAAGGAAAAUGCUGUGGUGUAGACAGUCUGGGAUAAAGGGUUUUCAAAAGUGAACAAGGAUCGGGAACCAGCAGUUAGCGUAAUGGCUAUGUCGCUGGACUCCCACGUAGUCGACCGC
Molecule: messenger RNA, 2193 nt
Organism: Tupaia belangeri chinensis (Chinese tree shrew)
Lineage: Eukaryota; Metazoa; Chordata; Mammalia; Scandentia; Tupaiidae
Gene: PROKR1
Product: prokineticin receptor 1
Exons: 3
Coding region: 607-1788 (393 amino acids)
Biological process (GO): neuropeptide signaling pathway
Cellular component (GO): plasma membrane
Molecular function (GO): neuropeptide Y receptor activity
Source: RefSeq, a predicted model, not a curated record